AUGAGUAAAAUCGCAAGAUCCGUCAAGAACGUGACAAAGGGCUACAGCCAGGUCGAAGUCAAGGUCCGCAAUGCCACCAGCAACGAUCCAUGGGGCCCUGUGGGCUCCGACAUGGCUGAGAUUGCCCAAAUCACCUUCAAUAGUUCGACCGACUUCUACCAGGUAAUGGACAUGCUGGACAAACGACUCAACGACCGAGGCAAAAACUGGCGCCACGUCCUCAAAUCGCUCAAGGUGCUCGACUACUGCCUGCACGAGGGCUCAGAGCUCGUCGUAACCUGGGCGCGCAAGAACAUCUACAUCAUCAAGACAUUGCGCGAAUUCCAACACAUUGACGAGGACGGCCGUGAUGUUGGUCAGAAUGUGCGAAUGGCAGCCAAGGAGUUGACUUCGCUCAUCAUGGACGAAGAACGAUUACGCGCCGAGCGAGCCGACAGGAAGUCGUGGAAGUCGCGAGUUACGGGCAUUGAGGAAUAUCCUGGAGGCGGACCCCAGCGUGCAGAUCAUGAUGCGCAAAGGCACCAGCGGAACGGCGAACAGCGCCGUAACCGUAGAACAGAAGAAGAGGAUAUCGAGCUCAGGCUAGCCCUUGAGGCUAGUAGGAAUGAGGCCGAAGAGGAAAAGAAGCGUCGAGAACGCAGCGCAAGGGCCGACGAGAACGACGAUGACCUGGAGAAGGCGAUCAAGUUGAGUAAAGAGGAAGAGGAGUUGCGCCGCAAGGAGCUCGAACAAACCAAUGCCGACCUGCUUUUCGGAGAGACUACUGCCCAGCCAAGUGUUUACCAGCCCACCGGAAACAACCAAGGUUAUCAGCAGCAGGGUCAGGUUGACUGGUUUGGCAACCUUGUGGAUCCAAAUCAGCAACAGCAGCAACCUCAGAACACUGGUUUCCUCAACACUGCAUACGCCCAGCCUACUGGAAUGCAGCCCCAGCAGACGGGAUUCCAGAACGGGUUUGGAGGCUAUGGAGGUUUCCAACAGCAGCCACAACCGACGGGUUUUGAUCAGUUUGGCGCUCAGCAGCAACAGCAAUAUUUGCAACCUCAGCACACUAUCCAGCCCCAGCAAACCGCUUUUACGAACAACCCGUAUGGCCAAUUCGGCGGAUUUGGAGAUAUGAGCCAGCAGCAGCAGCAGCAACCACAGCAAGACCAGAACACACUCCAGCCUGGCAGCCACAACCCAUGGGCUAGCAACAAGACUCAGGAAUCCCUGAUGCCGCAGCCGACUGGCUCCAAUAACCCAUUCGCGCAGUCUUUCAACCGCCCGCAGCCAACGCAGUCCUUCACACAACCGACGCUGAACACUCUAAGUGAGCAAAAGACUCAGACGCAGUUCAACACCCCGUCUUUCAGCCCCCAGCCAUCAUUCUCUCCACAGGCGACGCCGCAACCACAGCAGCAACAGCGACCACAACCACCACAGAAGGAAAUGGACCCAACCGCUGCGCGACUCAAUGCACUCUUGGCAACCGGAGAGGGUCAGGAUACUUUUGGCAACGUAGGAAAUAUGCGUAUUCCUGCUCAGCACACUGCGCCAGGAACGUUUGUUAACUCAGCCGGCGCGGGCUUGAACAAGAUCAACGCAAAUGCCACUGGAAACAACCCCUUCUUGAACUCGCAGUUCACAGGCAUGCCUCAACAAAACCGCUUGAUGCCCGCACAGACUGGACCAGCGAGCAACUUUGGUGCCAACCCUUACGGCAAUGCCAACCCGCAGCCAGUCAUGGAUCGGCGCGCGGCACCCAGACGGAAGAGAUUAAUACUAGCAGACGAGGUCGAACCUCACGAUAACAGAUCGAAAAGAUCUCGCACAUGCGAUACGGCCAGCGAUGCAGUACCAGAGAGUCCGACGUCUUGCCCCAGCCCUUUGAACCCGCCCGUUCGAACCGGCCUCGCGACACCAGAACCCAGCAACUUGUCCGAAUGCGAAGCUGCGCCAUCGUGUCCCACGGUCGACGACGUCCUCGAAUCCCCCUUUCCAUUUAUGAAGCUUCCCGCCGAACUUCGCAUCCACAUAUACCAUAUGGCGCUCGUGCGCGAGGAACCGCUCCUCCUCCAUGCUGACCGUGCUCCCGAGAAGCCUGACGAAGACGAGUUUCCUCCUGCGCCGGCGCCCGUCCUACGCAGAGUAUGGUUUCACGGACCGGAGCAGCGACCAUACUUGAAUCAGCGGGCCAGAGGCCAAAGUCCAGGACCAGAGCGCAUCCCACUGAGCGACCCCAUCAUCCCAGAGAUUUUGCGAUUGAAUAAGCAGAUAUAUAAGGAGGCGCGGCAGGUUCUCUACAGCGACAACGUGUUUACGCUCAGCUUGACAAGCGGCAUACAUACGCUUUCGACACUUCACCAGCGCUCCCGCAGCCUCAUCAAGCACGUCGUUCUUACAAUACCUUCACACCACGAUAUCCUCGAUGGCUUCGCCGACCUCGUCCGCUUGGGCUUGAGAUACUGCUGGGGUCUCAAAACCUUCAAAAUCAUCCUCCAAGCCAGCCUGCCCGACGACGGGAGAAUGACGGGAGCAACGAGCGUAUAUGCAAACGCAUUCCAUAUACUAAGAUGGCUGCCGCGCGGCUGUAAUGUAGGCCUCGAAGGCAAUGUCAGCGAUACAGUCAAGAAGGUUGUGGCUGAGGAAGGUAGACUGCAGGCUGUGCUAGAUGAGGCGAGUUAUCUCAAGAGACAGCAUCAGAUGCCUGAGCGGCACUAG
Messenger RNA from Bipolaris victoriae FI3, 2703 nucleotides. RefSeq lists its product as hypothetical. Gene Ontology annotation, molecular function: clathrin binding; phospholipid binding. Bases 1 to 2703 code for a protein of 900 amino acids. Gene Ontology annotation, biological process: endocytosis; actin filament organization. Gene Ontology annotation, cellular component: endosome; plasma membrane; clathrin vesicle coat. The transcript has 7 exons. The record is from RefSeq and is a predicted model, not a curated record. Lineage: Eukaryota; Fungi; Ascomycota; Dothideomycetes; Pleosporales; Pleosporaceae.